Messenger RNA from Saccharomyces kudriavzevii IFO 1802, 645 nucleotides. RefSeq lists its product as uncharacterized. The coding region runs from base 1 to 645 and encodes 214 amino acids. The record is from RefSeq and is a predicted model, not a curated record. Lineage: Eukaryota; Fungi; Ascomycota; Saccharomycetes; Saccharomycetales; Saccharomycetaceae. The transcript has a single exon.
AUGGCGGACUCAUCUCAUUCAAUAAGUUCAAAAGAUAUUGCCUCCGCGAUUUCUCUUUAUGACCAAUCCAUUUACACUAAUAAUAAAUCUACCAAUCUGGAUUUGGAUCAAAGAUCAAUGAGCCCCUCCAAUAUUGCAUCCGGGGAAGAUAGAAUAACAAGGACGAAUUCCGGUGGUUCCAUUACUUCAGGAGCUUCUAUGAUUGCCACAAAGGAUGGUAUCCAAGGAAGUAAUGUUAAAAGAGACGGUAUUCCGAAAUAUUCUCUAAAUUUAUUAAAUUCCAUGGUUCGAAAACAGUAUGACCACAAUAAUGGCACUAAGUCUCCUACUCCAAACAGCAACAAUAAAGUUAGUCAAAAGGACAAAAAAAAGAAUAAAAAAAAAAAAAAGGACAAGGACGUCACAUAUGUGGCAGCCCAUGAUUCAAACAACAAAUUCUACAAGCUUAACACCGCUUCCGCUUCUGCUUCCAACUCGAAUUUGACAUCUGAUUCUACUACCUCAUUAUCGGACCAGUUCUAUUUCCAGAAAAGUAACACUGAUUCAGCUCCAAUCAACAAUGCAAAUUACCAAAAUCCAAAUUACUCCCCUUCUCUGAACUCAAUGGAUAAUACUACAAAGCAUAGCAGCAAUAUGCACACUUGA